AUGGGGAACGUUUUUGAAAAAUUGUUUAAAAGUCUCUUUGGGAAAAAGGAGAUGCGGAUUCUUAUGGUGGGUUUGGAUGCCGCUGGAAAAACCACCAUCUUGUACAAACUGAAGCUGGGAGAGAUCGUGACUACCAUCCCUACAAUAGGUUUCAACGUGGAGACAGUAGAAUAUAAAAACAUCAGCUUCACAGUCUGGGAUGUCGGCGGCCAGGACAAAAUCAGACCUCUGUGGCGACAUUAUUUCCAGAACACGCAAGGUCUGAUUUUCGUGGUCGACAGUAAUGACAGAGAGCGGGUCAAUGAAGCCCGAGAAGAAUUAACCAGAAUGUUAGCCGAAGACGAGCUCAGAGAUGCGGUCUUAUUGGUGUUUGUAAAUAAACAGGAUCUUCCCAACGCUAUGAACGCAGCAGAGAUAACAGACAAGCUUGGCUUACAUUCCCUCCGCCAGAGAAACUGGUAUAUUCAGGCUACUUGUGCCACCAGCGGGGAUGGGCUUUACGAAGGCCUGGACUGGCUCUCCAACCAGCUCAAAAACCAGAAGUGA
Molecule: messenger RNA, 546 nt
Organism: Rangifer tarandus platyrhynchus (Svalbard reindeer)
Lineage: Eukaryota; Metazoa; Chordata; Mammalia; Artiodactyla; Cervidae
Source: the annotation of a GenBank genome assembly